This is a messenger RNA of Micromonas commoda, 2233 nucleotides long. RefSeq lists its product with no specific name. Gene Ontology annotation, cellular component: membrane. Gene Ontology annotation, molecular function: iron-sulfur cluster binding; NADH dehydrogenase (ubiquinone) activity. The record is from RefSeq and is a predicted model, not a curated record. The transcript is spliced from 2 exons. NCBI's taxonomy places the organism in Eukaryota, Viridiplantae, Chlorophyta, Mamiellophyceae, Mamiellales, Mamiellaceae. The coding region runs from base 1 to 2148 and encodes 715 amino acids. Gene Ontology annotation, biological process: ATP synthesis coupled electron transport.
AUGGCGUCGCUCUUCCGCACGGGCGCCGUGCGAGCGCGCGAGGCGCUCAUGCAGCGCGCGAGAGUCUUCGGGGCCGGCGGCGCCAGGGGCAUGAGCGGCGAGACCGUCCCCGUGUUCGUCAACGGCGAGGAGCACCAGGUGCCCAAGGGCGUCACCGUGCUGCAGGCGUGCGAGCAGGCUGGCGUGGACGUCCCGAGGUUCUGCUACCACCAGCGCCUGUCCAUCGCGGGCAACUGCAGGAUGUGCCUCGUGGAGGUUGAGAAAUCGCCAAAGCCCGUGGCGUCCUGCGCCAUGCCGGUGAUGCCCAACAUGAACAUCAAGACGACCACCCCGCUGGUGAAGAAAGCUCGCGAGGGCGUUAUGGAGUUUCUCCUCAUCAACCACCCGCUGGACUGUCCCAUCUGCGACCAAGGCGGCGAGUGCGAGCUCCAGGACCAGUCCUUAAUCUACGGCUCCGAUCGAUCGCGGUUCACCGAGUACAAGCGCGCGGUGGAGGAUAAAGAGCUCGGCCCUCUCGUCAAGACGGUGAUGACCCGGUGCAUCCACUGCACCCGAUGCGUCCGAUUCGCCACCGAAGUCGCGGGGGUUCAAGACCUCGGCGUCACCGGGAGGGGCGGCAUGGCCGAGAUUGGCACGUACGUCUCCAAACUGCUCACCUCCGAGCUGUCCGGCAACGUCAUCGACCUCUGCCCCGUCGGCGCGUUGACGUCAAAGCCUUUCGCGUUUACCGCCAGGUCGUGGGAGCUCCGAACCGCGGAAUCCAUCGACGUCACCGACGGCCUCGGGUCCAACAUCAGGGUCGACACGCGCGGCACCGAGGUGAUGCGCGUCGUCCCGCGUUUGCACGAGGGCGUCAACGAGGAGUGGAUCAGCGACAAGGCGCGGUUCUCCUACGACGGGUUGAAGCGGCAGCGCCUGGACCAGCCCCUGGUCCGCGACGACAAAACGGGGAAGCUCAAGCCGGCGACGUGGGAGCGCGCGCUCGAAGUCGUCGCCGCCAAGAUAAAAGCGACGGACCCGGCGCGGAUCAAGGCGAUCGCGGGUAAGCUCAGCGACGCCGAGUCCAUCGUCGCGCUCAAGGACUUGAUGAACGGGAUCGGCGCGGGUAACACCGUCGCCGAGGGGAUGGACGGCGUCGCCGCCGACGCUCGAUCUUCGUACCUCUUCAACUCGAACAUCGUCGGCGUGGAGGAUGCCGACGUCGUGCUCCUCAUCGGAAGCGACCCGAGGGUGGAGGCGCCCGUGCUCAACGCGCGUCUUCGCAGGGCUAACGUCGCGGGCGGCACGCACGUGGCGUCCAUCGGUCCCCACGGCGACCUCACCUAUCCCGUGGAGAAGCUGGGCGAGUCGGCGUCCGCGGUGGAGGCGCUCGUCGCCGGCAAGCACCCCUUCGCGCAGAGGCUCAAGGAGGCCAAGAACCCCCUCGUCAUCGUCGGCGCCGGUUUGCUCCGCCGCGGCGACCGCGACGCGUUGCUUAAGCAGAUUCACAAGAUGUGCGACGACGUCGGCGUCGUCGACCCCGCCGCGGGGUGGAACGGGUUCAACGUCCUGCACGACGCGGGCGGGACGGUGGCGGCGCUGGACCUCGGCUUCGUCCCCUCCACCUCCGCCGCGUCCGCACCCGACGUUGCCGCGAAUCCAGAGAUGGUGUUUUCGCUCGCGGCGGAGGAUUUCGACGCCCCGGCGAACGCGUUCGUCGUGUACCAAGGACACCACGGAGACGCGGGAGCGACCAAGGCGAGCGUCGUCCUACCGGGCGCCGCGUACACCGAAAAGUACGGGACGUACGUCAACACCGAGGGCAGGGCGCAGCGCGCGAUGCCGGCGGUGGCGCCGCAGGGCCAGGCGCGGGAGGAUUGGAAGAUUUUACGGGCCCUCUCCGAGUGCGUGGGCGCGCCGCUGCCGUACGAUACCCUCGGGGAGGUUCGCGCGCGCCUCGCGGAUAUCGCCCCGCACUUUGCCAAGACGGACGAGGUGGAGCCCGCGCUGUGGCUCAACGGUGCCACGUACGCGCACGUGGGCGCCAAGGCUAAGGUUGACGACGCGUCGCCUCUGGCGUCGAGCGUGGCCAACUUUUACAUGACGGAUGCGAUUUCGCGAGCGUCGGCGACGAUGGCCAAGUGUACCAAGGCGAAGGCGGCGCAGUGAGCGGCGACGAUUCGCGCAGUGAGCGCCGCAUGUGCAUCUACGAUAUAUAUAUCUCUUGUAACUCGAAUCUUUCAUUAAGCGUACA